ACUCCGUCUUCCACCAAUUUUCUACCGCACCUUCUCGGGCCCCUUUCUCUCUAUCUAUCUCACUCACAUCCCUUCCUAUCCUUAUAUUUCUCUCUUUCUCCUACUCUCUAUAAUAUAAUGGCGAAUCAACUGCUCUCGACGGCUCCUCGCCGCGAGACCCUCCCGGAGAGCUACGUCCGGCCCGAAUCGCAGCGCCCGCGGCUCUCCGAAGUUGUGACGGACGCCGACAUCCCGGUGAUCGACCUCGGCUGCCCCGACAAGCCCCAAACCAUCUCCCGAAUCGCCCACGCCUGCAGAUCCUACGGCUUCUUCCAGGUGGUGAGUCACGGGAUAUCGCCCGAGUUGAUGCUGCAGGUUAUGGCCAUGGCGCUCGAGUUCUUCCGCCUGCCCGCGGAGGAGAAGGCGAAGCUCUACUCCGACGACCCCGCGAAGAAGAUGCGGCUCUCCACGAGCUUCAACGUGCGCAAGGAGACGGUCCACAAUUGGCGCGACUAUCUCCGCCUUCAUUGCUAUCCUCUCCAAGAGUUCGUCCCCGAUUGGCCCUCUAAUCCCCCCUUGUUCAAGGAAAUAAUGAGCACCUACUGUAGGGAGGUUCGUCGGUUAGGGUUUCGGCUCCUCGGAUUCAUAUCUUUGAGCCUAGGUUUAGAGGAGGACUAUAUUGAAAAGGUGUUGGGCGAGCAAGAACAACACAUGGCUGUGAACUACUACCCGGAGUGUCCCCAGCCGGAGCUCACUUACGGUUUACCGGCCCACACAGACCCGAAUGCGCUCACAAUCCUUCUGCAAGAUCAACAAGUGGCUGGUUUGCAGGUAUUGAAGGACGGAAAAUGGAUCGCGGUCAAUCCCCAGCCCAAUGCUCUGGUCAUCAAUUUGGGAGACCAACUACAGGCACUUAGCAACGGUCGAUACAAGAGCGUCUGGCACCGGGCGGUGGUCAAUUCGGUCCAUGAGCGGAUGUCCGUAGCAUCCUUUUUGUGCCCGUGCAACUGUGCACUCAUCCGCCCUGCAGAGAAUCUCACCGCUGACGGAUCCAACGCCAUAUACCGGAGCUACACAUACGACGAGUACUACAAGAAAUUCUGGAGCAGGAACUUGGAUCAGGAGCACUGUUUAGAGCUUUUCAGAAGCUGAAGGUUCAUUUGGAUUGACGCAAUUGCAAUUCGGCUGUAAGUCAUGUCUAGCGGGAUUAGAAGUAUUAAGUUCUGUUGUAGAUCACGACGAUACCAAAAAAGUAGACUUCAAUUCUUUUUCCAGUGAAGCUGUUUUUGAGGAAUUGAAUCAACCAGUAGACCAAAGAUAUCUUUUGUGUUGUUAGGUCAAGCGCAGGAAGUAAUAUAUCUAUUCUCACUUCAUAUGAUUUACGGCCAAAUUGCAAGCGCGCCGAUCCAAAUGCUCCAAACCCUCCCUAAGUUGCGCUCCUUCAUGUCGUCCACAUAAACAGCUUUUUGGGACGGCUCUGGUUGUCCACCAUGCAAAAAAGAAGGAAUUGGUGGCUUCUGGGGACUCGGGGGCCCUUCGUCCAUUUUUCAGUUUAGUGCAUCACUAUGCCGUUGGAAUGUUUCUUCAGGAUUAUUAUUGAUAAGUCAGUUUUAUUAACGUCACAAUUAGUGAGUGUCUUAGCUUUUCGAAGGCGUUGCCCAUACUAAUUAUCGGUACAAAAAGCUAAGUCACUGACUAAUAAUAAGAUGUGUAAAGUUGACCGAUCAAUAAUAUUUUAAAGUAUACUAUUAGGUAUGUGUACCACUUUUUUUUUUUUCUUUCUAAUUUUUUUAAGCAUGUUGCUUUUCCUUUUUGGAGCACUCAAAUUGCUCCGCAUCAGGGAGGAAAGAUUCGCCUCUUAGGUGUCCAAUGGAAACAAGUGGUGGUGUCGCAGUGAUGUCUCCGUUUGUAUUUAGCAGAAAGCGUUUGUAUUUAGUAGAAAGCAUUCUGGCACGGCUUCAGUGCUUGUACCAUUAAUGUAUACUAUCUUGUACGCAUGUUGUACUGCUUUAUUGAUGAUCUAAUGUUUUGGUCACUGGGGCAUUUAAA
Ananas comosus (pineapple) is the source of this 2028-nucleotide messenger RNA. Its product is annotated as protein DOWNY MILDEW RESISTANCE 6. The record is from RefSeq and is a predicted model, not a curated record. Bases 118 to 1131 code for a protein of 337 amino acids. Lineage: Eukaryota; Viridiplantae; Streptophyta; Magnoliopsida; Poales; Bromeliaceae. The transcript has 4 exons.